Messenger RNA from Melanotaenia boesemani (Boeseman's rainbowfish), 1854 nucleotides. RefSeq names its product carbohydrate sulfotransferase 12-like. Gene Ontology annotation, cellular component: membrane. Lineage: Eukaryota; Metazoa; Chordata; Actinopteri; Atheriniformes; Melanotaeniidae. The coding region runs from base 229 to 1479 and encodes 416 amino acids. Gene Ontology annotation, biological process: carbohydrate biosynthetic process; proteoglycan biosynthetic process. Gene Ontology annotation, molecular function: sulfotransferase activity. The transcript is spliced from 6 exons. The record is from RefSeq and is a predicted model, not a curated record.
AGCGUAGACCGCUGCAGCCCGGUCUCAUCACCGGACAGACUGUUAGAUAGAGAGAGGGAACACCGAGCGGACCGACUGACCGGCACAAUGGAUAUAUUCUGCUGGCUGCAUCUGCCAAACAGGAAGUGUCUACUUCCGUGAUAGAUACCCACCAUGGGGCGAAGAUAAACACUUCCUCUUUUUUUUUUUUUUUUUUUUACCAAUCAGGAGCCUUGAUUUGUUAUAAUCAUGGGAACAUGGCGCGGUCUUCAAGUGGCUUUUCUCCUGGGGUCUUUAUUUAUGAUCCUACUAAUUAUUGUGUACUGGGAUGACGUUGGAGGGUUCAGCCUCCACCCGUUUCAGGAUCUGAAACACGGCUCGCUUCACUCUGGCUGUUGUAGCCCCAUUUUUACAAGGGCUUCACUGUCUGUGUCCACCAUGCAAACACAGACAGGUUCUUCCACCACUGUCCCCACCAUCACUUCCAGCACUACCUUCUUAUCAAAAGGAGCAGCUAAGAAACAUACAGAAGAGGAGCAAAAGAAGGUGAAAUCAAGGAAGUAUGAGGAGAAUAAGAGGACUCAUGUGCUGGUUGACAAAAGUGAACAGGAGGUGAGGAAGCAGAGGAUUAUGAACAUGUGUUCAGGAAGUGACACGGUAGAAUUCCCUGGGAGGACUCGAGCAUUUGAGCAGAUCCCCAACAGGGAACUGGACCACCUGAUAGUGGAUGAUACACACCAGAUUAUCUACUGCUAUGUUCCCAAGGUAGCGUGUACCAACUGGAAAAGAGUCAUGGUCGUUCUGGCUCAGUCUCUGAUCUCGCCAUCCUCAGGAAAACCAUACACCGAUCCAGAGGCUGUACCUCCUGACCUUGUACACAACUCCUCUCUUCACCUCACCUUUGCCAAAUUUUGGCACCAUUAUGGUUCUCUGUCCCGCCACCUGAUGGCACUCAAGCUUCAGCACUAUACCAAGUUUCUGUUUGUACGAGACCCUUUUGUGCGCCUUAUCUCUGCCUUCAGAAACAAGUUUGGGAGGCCGAAUGAGGAUUUCUACAGGCAGUUUGGUUCAGUCAUGCUGCGUCGUUACGGUAAUGUGUCAGGGAGUUUGCCAGAGACGGCUGCUGAGGCGUUUGCAGCAGGAAUCAAACCAACAUUUCAGCAGUUUAUCACAUACCUGCUGGAUCCAGAGACUGAGAAGGAAAGCAUCUUCAAUGAACACUGGCGGCAGGUGUACCGUUUGUGCCAUCCAUGCCAGGUGAAGUAUAACUUCAUUGGGCGAUUAGAAACCCUGGAAACAGAUGCAGAACAACUACUGAAGGAUCUGAAGGUGGAUCAUCUGCUACGCUUCCCUUCAGGAGCUCGAAACCGUACUGCAACCAGCUGGGAAAAGGACUGGUUUGCACAGAUACCCAUUACCAAAAGGAGAGAACUAUACAAGCUGUAUCAACCAGACUUUGAGCUGUUUGGCUACCCCAAACCGGACAGUGUGCUCCACUGAUAAACUACACUGAGCCAAAGGGUAAUUCACUUUGUGAAGUACCCGCAUGUUGCCUACUUGUGCACAUCCAACUCGUGCCUCUGAAGACCAGUCUGUAAUGCUGUUUGUCUCAUUUACUUUGUGCACACCUCAAACAUCAGUUCAAACAAAGUGCCUGCCAAUAUUAUUUAUCAUUUGAUAUCUUAUGUGCAUCAGCUUACCAGUUACAUUGUCUCAGCUUGAUGCCCAUGUAGAGGUACUUUGAAUAGUUUAAUUGUGAAUAGUAGUGUAUUCUGCUAAGUCAUGGGUGAAGCACUGGGGCUAACUGUAAGCUGAUAUCAUUGAAGGGAAUUAUGUUGCAGAAAAAUGAAGGGUUUAAUAAAUCUUUUGACUUUC